AUGGAUAUCCUCCGUGACAAAUGGGGAGAUCUUUCAAGUCCAUGCUCUAAUCGAAUUUCUCCCUUUAGCAAUGCCCGCACAAGGGGUCAAUUCAAGCCGCAGCGCAGUACCAAGGGUAAUUCCAGCUUCCAACUCAGACAAUUCGCCGAAGCGACGCUGGGAAGCGGUAGUCUGCGCAAGGCUGUGAAACUGCCCGAAGGUGAAGACCUGAACGAAUGGCUGGCUGUCAAUGUCGUUGACUUCUACAACCAAAUCAAUCUCCUCUAUGGUUCUAUCACCGAGUUCUGCUCGCCCCAAACCUGCCCCGAGAUGAAGGCCACCGACGAAUUCGAAUAUCUCUGGCAAGAUGCCGCCACCGGCUUUCCCAAACCCACUAAAAUGCCGGCGCCCGAAUACAUUGAACACCUCAUGACCUGGGUGCAGUCCAACAUCGACAAUGAGACCACCUUCCCUUCACGCAUCGGUGUACCCUUCCCCAAGCACUUCCCGCAGACUGUCCGCAACAUCUUCAAGCGUCUGUACCGCGUGUACGCACAUAUCUACUGCCACCACUAUCCGGUAAUUGUGCAUUUGGGCCUCGAGCCGCAUCUGAAUACCAGCUUCAAGCACUACGUGUUGUUUGUGGAUGAGCAUGGCUUGGAGAAAGGCGGAGGGAAGGACUAUUGGGGUCCGCUUGGGGAUCUAGUGGAGAGCAUGUUGAAGAGUGACUGA
This is a messenger RNA of Cyphellophora europaea CBS 101466, 711 nucleotides long. RefSeq lists its product as uncharacterized. The transcript has 3 exons. Lineage: Eukaryota; Fungi; Ascomycota; Eurotiomycetes; Chaetothyriales; Cyphellophoraceae. The record is from RefSeq and is a predicted model, not a curated record. Gene Ontology annotation, biological process: signal transduction; positive regulation of protein phosphorylation; cell division. Gene Ontology annotation, cellular component: nucleus; cytoplasm. Bases 1 to 711 code for a protein of 236 amino acids. Gene Ontology annotation, molecular function: protein kinase activator activity.